AUGACAGAUAGAUCCUCAAGCCCUCUUUCUUCACCCCCUCCCGAGAGUGUCAUCAAUGUCGCUACCGGUAGCCCUGCAAGGAGUACCAAAGACAUACUUGACUCGGCCGGCCGCGCAGAGUCGCCGGCUGUACCAGUGCCCUCACCAGCGGUCAUCGCAAACAUAAAUGCCGACGCGAGUGAGCCCGUGAGGAAACGCUCGGCUGGCAGCGACCGAUCCACUGUCCAAAAGCGCAAAGCCAAACCGGCCCGCCUGCCAGCACCAGCGAAAAGGGCACGAGCUCCCCCUGCGGCAAAGAGGUCGCGACCUCCGCCUCCAGCCAGAACAUCCGCUCGAAACAGGAAAUGGGAGGCUCCAUUUGUCUACACGGAUUCCAAAUCACCCCUCACCAAAGCCGACCUGAGAUCGAUUCUACUACUCCCUCAGGCUUGGGACGUCCUGGCUCAAGAAGAGAAGCAAGUUGUGCUUGCGAAGUUCCCGAAUGACACCCAUAUUCUGGAUGUGGGGACACCAGAUGCCCGCCCAAACCUAGUCUCGCUGCGUAAUGACGACAACUUUAGGCAUGAUUGCGCUCGUUACCGUGAGAAUCUCGAGUCAGGGUGGCAUGACGAGGAGUGGUUAAGGCAGGCGUGGGUUGCCCACGAAAAGAUGAAGCGUGGCGACUACGAUCAGUUUCUCAGGGAACAGUUUGAGGCGGACUGGGAAACGGAGCUGCCAAAGGAGAGCAAGCCGGAGGGUCCUAAGUCUGACCAUGGGAUGGAGGCCGGUCCGUCAAAGUCUGAGCAGGUGGCGCUGGAACGCACCUCCGGUGGCGCUCCCAUCACCCCCAUCACCCCCAUUACUCCCGAGCCUGCUGGCGGCGGCAGCUCGCAACAACAAUCGCAGAACGUGGAGGUGGCUAUGGGUAAAGGUCGUGUCCCCGCCGUGGAAGAUGGAGAGAGACCAUCUCAACCCACUGGGGAUGAUGAUGAGACUCCUAUACACGCGUCAGGCUAA
Molecule: messenger RNA, 996 nt
Organism: Chaetomium strumarium
Lineage: Eukaryota; Fungi; Ascomycota; Sordariomycetes; Sordariales; Chaetomiaceae
Product: ASXH domain-containing protein
Exons: 2
Coding region: 1-996 (331 amino acids)
Source: RefSeq, a predicted model, not a curated record